UGUCUUCACCACACAAUCAAUCAACUCUCUCUAUCUCUCAAACACACACAAAAUGGGUAUUCCAUUAGAGCUUUCUUCUCUUAGCUGUGGACUGAGAAUCAUACAAGCCAAAAACAUAGAGUUCAUCAAGACCACGGGAAACCUGUUCGUUAGAUACUAUCUUUCUGCAGGGGACAGCAAAAAAAUUAGGCUGAACACUCGAGAAAUCUCCACCAAGUCUGACCACAUCUGGAACGAGUCCAUUUCCUUGGAGUGUAAUGGAAGCGACAGCUUUGUGCGAGAAACUGUGGUUUUUGAGCUCCGGUGGAGGAACACCGUGCCUGUUUUUGGAAGAAUUGGGGGAUCACAACUACUGGGCAGGGCAGAGGUCCCAUGGAAAGAAGUGCUCGAGUCACCAAACAUGGAAUUGGACAAGUGGGUCACGAUGGUUCCAAGAAGUACUAGUGGCCGUGCUCUUGAAGGAGUCAAACCGCCUAAACUACAGGUAUCGAUCAAAGUUGGAGUCCAAGCAGAAGUGGGAAUGGAGAAAAGGAGGCAGAGAAGGACGAAGAAGUGGGAUGAGUGUGGUUGCGAAGAUGGUCACGGUUAUGGUUGCACAUGUUCUGAUUACGAAAUUUUUGCACUAGCAGCUUUGCUAGAGGCUCUUUAGGCUUAAGCAUGAAGGCACCGAGGCAUGUCAGUUGAUGUCAACAUUUUUGCCAACCCUUUUUCUUCUAGGACUGAAAUGUUACAAUCUGGACAGUGGUGAACUUUUAUUUGCAACUGUAUAUAUGAACCAGAGGAUGAGAGAUACAAUCCAAAUGGGUUUUGAGAUAUAAAGUAAUUAACUUGUUCCAUCU
This is a messenger RNA of Rosa rugosa (rugosa rose), 839 nucleotides long. RefSeq lists its product as uncharacterized. The record is from RefSeq and is a predicted model, not a curated record. The transcript has a single exon. The coding region runs from base 53 to 649 and encodes 198 amino acids. Lineage: Eukaryota; Viridiplantae; Streptophyta; Magnoliopsida; Rosales; Rosaceae.